UUUUUUCCCCACAACACAUAAACCUCCUCGGCAAGCGCAGCAGUCAGAGCGCUGAACCUCCAGCACCGAAAGAGUUAAACGCCCUCCCCACCCACCACCACCACCUCCACUACCACCACCACCACCACCAUGCACGGAGCGGCUGACUGGAGGUUAGUUGGGCUGUUGCGGCGCAGAGCGGAGUGAGGACGCGGCGGCGGCAGAGGGGCGGCGUACAGCAGCGCACCCGGACCAGGACUAACUUCACGGUUAAACGCUGCCACUACCACCCGACACAAACGACCCAGCAGCCAUGUCGGAGCGGAGGGUUCAUGUCGGAGCGGAGGGUUCGGAUCUCUGGAUCUGACAGCGCUCAGGCUCGCUACUACUGAGCGCGCGCGCGUGUGAGUAAAAGGGAGAAGGGGCUGUUUUUUUGUUUUUUUUGUUUUUUUUCUUUCUCUUGUGUGGAUAUCGCCCUUUCCCCAAAUGGACGGGCAACGGGGCUUCUACGAGUCGGAGAACCCGGCGGAGAACCCCAGCAAGGCGGCGGAGUACCUCGCGGAGCUGAAUAAGAUCAUCGAGACGCAGCAGGGGCUGCUGGAGAAGCAGCGGGUCCGGAUCGAGGAGCUGGAGCUCCAGGUGACGGAGCUCUGCGAGGAGAACGUGCGCCUGAAGGACCAGCACCAGCGGCACCUGGCCACCUGCCGGCUCCAGCAGGGCAGCCAGCUACCCGCCCUGGUAGCCAUCAAGGAGAACGCCGCGCAGGAAAAAUCUGAAGGAGAAUGUUCGAGUGUCAGGCGGCACGCCUCAUUGCCCGUAGAAGUCUCAGAGAUCCCUCUAAACCUUAUUGCCCCACCGUGUAGAAGAAGUUACCCCUGUCGCAAAUGGAAGUCUGCAUCUUUCGGACCAGACACAGAAAUCCCCGGCUCUGCCAUGACUCACAGACGCCACCAUCACUAUGUGGAAGGUGAUGCUGCUGGCAGCGAGGUGGGCGCCUCUGUGGACCCCGGCGGCGGCUACAGUUGCAUCCCAGUGACCCACAGCGGCGGCCUGGGCCCCGACCACCUGGACAGCCAGCUCUACGGACACAUCCUGCUGCCCGGCCACCUGCGGCCUCGCCGACCCAAGCUCCAGCACUCGCAGUCCAUCCUCCGCAAGCACGCAGAGGAGGAGGCCAUCAAGCGCUCCCGCUCGCUGUCGGAGAGCUAUGAGCUCUCGUCAGACCUGCAGGACAAGCAGGUGGAGAUGCUAGAGCGUAAAUAUGGUGGCCGUUUCAUAACCCGGCAUGCAGCUCGCACCAUCCAGACAGCCUUCCGCCAAUACCAGAUGAACAAGAACUUUGAGCGUCUAAGAAGUUCUAUGUCUGAGAACCGUAUGUCCAGACGGAUCGUCCUAUCCAAUAUGAGGAUGCAGUUUUCCUUUGAAGGGCCUGAAAAAGUCCACAGCUCCUACUUUGAGGGGAAGCAGGUCUCGCUUACAGAUGACGGCACCAAAAUCGGUGCGCUGGUGCAGUCAGAGCAUGGUGGGGAGAUGGGCAUGCAGGCCAAGACCCCCACCACGCAGAGCGACUUCACUGACGCUAUCACAGAACUAGAAGAUGCCUUCUCCAGGCAGGUCAAAUCUCUAGCUGAGUCCAUAGAUGAUGCACUAAACUGUCGCAGUCUGCAUGGUGACGACAACCAGUCGGAGCCUGGUAGAAGCCACCAGGACAUGGACAGGGAGGUCAUCUGCCAGGUGAAGCCCUCCCACGGCGCUUCGGAACACCGCAAACUGGAUGAGAUGACAGCGUCUUACAGUGAUGUCACCCUUUACAUCGAUGAAGAAGAACUGUCCCCGCCGCUGCCCCUUUCUCAAUCUGUGGACAGACCCUCCAGCACCGAAUCCGACUUGCGUCAGCGGUCCCUCAACUCUUCCCAGGACUACUGGUCACUGGCUCAUAAGGAUGAGAAAGGGGACACAGACACCAGCUGCCGCAGUACACCAUCUUUGGAGUGCCAAGAGCAGCGCUUGCGGGUGGACCACCUACCCUUACUGACCAUUGAGCCUCCGAGCGACAGCUCUGUAGAGCUGAGUGAUCGUUCCGACCGCAGCUCCUUGAAGAGACAGAGCGCCUACGACCGGAGCCUCAGCAACCAGCAGAGCAGCCCAAAAACUGUUGGCCACAGCCUGCCACCUCGAGGGCCUUCCAGAGACGAGGAUGCCCCCCGCCAUCGGCCAAGGCAAUUGGAGGCACACCUGGCCAUCAACGGCACCGCAAACCGGCAGAGCAAGUCAGAGUCCGAUUUCUCCGACGGCGACAAUGACAGCAUCAACAGCACUUCCAACUCCAAUGACACCAUCAAUUGCAGCUCCGAGUCCUCGUCCAGGGACAGCCUGAGGGAGCAGACGCUAAGCAAGCAGACGUACCACAAAGAGACUCGCAACAGCUGGGACUCACCUGCAUUCAGUAAUGACAUCAUCCGCAAGAGGCACUACCGCAUUGGCCUCAACCUCUUCAACAAGAAACCAGAGAAAGGCAUCCAGUAUCUGAUAGAGCGAAACUUUGUUCCGGACACUCCAGUGGGUGUGGCCCACUUCCUGCUCCAGAGGAAAGGCUUGAGUAGGCAGAUGAUUGGCGAGUUCCUGGGCAACAGACAGAAACAGUUCAACCGAGAUGUCCUCGACUGUGUGGUGGACGAAAUGGACUUCUCAGCUAUGGAGCUGGACGAAGCCCUCAGGAAGUUCCAGGCACACAUCAGAGUGCAGGGAGAAGCACAGAAGGUCGAGCGGCUGAUCGAGGCCUACAGCCAACGCUACUGCAUCUGCAACCCUGGCGUGGUGCGGCAGUUCAGGAACCCCGACACCAUCUUCAUCCUGGCCUUCGCCAUCAUCCUCCUCAACACGGACAUGUACAGCCCCAACGUCAAGCCCGAGAGGAAGAUGAAGCUGGAGGACUUUGUCAAGAACCUUCGAGGAGUGGACGACGGGGAAGACAUCCCCAGAGAGAUGCUGGUGGGGAUUUAUGAGCGGAUUCGCAAGCGGGAGCUCAAGACCAACGAAGACCACGUUUCCCAGGUUCAGAAAGUGGAAAAACUCAUCGUCGGAAAAAAGCCGAUCGGCUCGUUACACCAUGGUCUGGGCUGUGUGCUCUCCUUACCCCACCGGAGACUGGUCUGUUACUGCAGACUUUUUGAAGUGCCCGACCCCAACAAACCGCAGAAGUUGGGCCUUCACCAAAGGGAGAUCUUCCUCUUUAACGACCUGCUGGUGGUUACUAAAAUCUUCCAAAAGAAGAAGAACUCUGUGACGUACAGCUUUCGGCAGUCCUUCUCACUUUACGGCAUGCAAGUGCUGCUCUUUGAGAAUCAGUAUUAUCCAAAUGGUGUCCGUCUGACCUCGGCCAUUCCCGGAGCUGACAUCAAAGUCCUCAUCAACUUCAAUGCGCCCAAUCCUCAGGACCGCAAAAAGUUCACUGACGAUCUGAGAGAAUCUAUCUCUGAGGUCCAAGAGAUGGAGAAGUACCGGAUAGAAUCUGAGCUAGAAAAGCAGAAGGGCGUGGUGAGGCCCAGCAUGUCCCAGUGCUCAGGGCUGAAGAAGGAAACGGGGAACGGCAACCUGAGCAGAGUGAGCCUCGACGACAGCUAUGCUGUCGGAGAGGGUUUGAAGAGGAGCGCCCUCAGCAGCUCCCUACGUGACCUCUCUGAUGCAGGCAAGCGUGGGAGACGCAGCAGUGCGGGAUCACUAGACAGCAAUAUGGAAGGGUCCAUCAUUAGCAGUCCUCACAUCCGCCGGAGGACCCCGGGCCGAGACUGCCCGUCCCGCCACAGCGGCCAUUCCCUGCCCAACUCCUCCUCGCUGCUCGGCACUCUGUUCGGUACCAGGCGGUUGAAGUCGCCCAGCCCCACCCCGCAGGCCCUGCACCCCACCCUCAUCUCCCACACCCCUCACCCCGCCAACCUGCACCACACGGCCCGGUCGACGGAGACUGACGGGGCGGCCUCUGUGCACCCUGACCACGGCCAGUUCUGCCACGUGGCUCAACCCCCACCUUACCACCACCACCACCACUACCACCCGCCGGCCCACCUGCAGCACCCUCCGCAGCAGUACCACACGGCACCGCCCCAUGGCCAGCGGCCGUCCUACCCGCCGCACCCCCAUGGCCACGGAGCCCACCCGCCGCAUCCAUCCCAUCCCGCCCAUGGGCCCCACCACCAUGGCCCACCGCCUGCACCCUCCCAGGCACCCAGCAGCACCAAGCCCAAACACAGCGGCAUCAGCACGGUGGUCUGAGAUGCGCUGGAGGAGGGGGAGGCGCUCUUUGACUGAACUCUUGAUUUUUUUCACUCCGAGGCCCUCGGCUGACGAGACGGUGACACUGUGCAUCCGCUGGUCUGGGGAUAUGAAGCCAGACGAGAUCCUGUGCCUCCUUCGGCAUUUUUUUGUUGUUACGCUCGGGGCAGCGUAUUCAAUACAAAACAUUUCCUCUCCGGUUGCUCCCUUUCAUUUAAUCUCACAGGUCACGCCUGGCGCCCUCGUGAGCAGCGGACGACGACGCAAGAGCAUGCACAAAGACCACAACUACUGUUUUUCCUCAGUAAAUUACAGCAACACGAUCAAAUAUCUAAUCUACAGUGUGGGGGGGUGGCGUGGCUGAACGGACAGAACGGUCAUCCUCAGCCGUACAGUAGCCGUACCAGUAUUUAAUGUAGCGGUAGCUCACAGUGCACUGUGAUAUCUCUGUUAGCAGCGAUAAAUGUGCCAAUUAUGGAAGCAUUUACUAAUUUAGUCACAGCAAUUGCUUUAUGUAUAUUGUGCAUAGUGUUUUGUAAGAUGAUAAUAUCAACUGUUAUUAUUAUAGUUAUUAUUAUUACAGAGCAAAACGGCGUCUAUUAUAACGCUCAGUAUUAUACUGGCACAUAGGUGGCGUAUUUUCACUGUUAAGAAACAGAUCAGAGCUUUUAUUAGUGAGGCAGUUAGUGAGGAUACUGCUGUGUAUGGUUGCCUUCUGAGUUAGGUUGAGAUUGUCCAAGGCCGCUGCAGCCUUUGCACGACGGCUUUGGUUUCCGUGGCGUCACUCAGCCACAGCGAGCUGCCGAGCAUCACAGAUUCACCUGAAUGUCCGCCAUCAUUUUAUUUUUUUAAACCAUUUUUUUUAAGAGUCCAAAAAACGAUACGGACUGGACUGCGACCUGGUGGGAUGGAGUUGGAGGAGUUAGGGUUUUUUUUCAGAAGCUGAUGGAGUCUGCAGGGAAACAGGUUUUUAAGUGUCUCCCCUGAAUGUGGAAGCUCUCAGCUGGCUGAGUAGUCCCCUCUACUGUGUCACUGUGCGUCCCUCAGAGCCGGCGAGCGCCCCCUCCGUCUCAACCACAGUGGCAGAAAAUCAAUAAUUAUCAUUCUGCGACGGCGCUCGCGCUGCUUCGCUUCGCUCAACGCCAAUGGCAGUUUUUAUAUCAAUCAUCCUUCUGACAUAUUACCGGACGGCCGUCCCGUCUGUGGGGUGUGAAGAGCGGAGGCAGAGGAGGGGGGGCAUGCUGGAGCAUAUUUACUGUUGAAAAGUGACAGACUUGUUCUACUUAGUUGAUAUCAAUGGCAGAAGUGAGUCUGAGUCUGUUUGAAGAAUAUGAGAUGGAUUUUUUUUUUUUUACUUGUAUGUGCAAUAUGUAUUUACUUUUUUUGUGUGUGUGUGUGUGUGUGUGUGUGUGUGUGUGUGUGUGUGUGUGUGUCUAAGAGCUAUUUCAAUCCAGUGGUUGUUCCAUUUCGUUUGGUUCUGUUAGCGUUGUCUCUUUUUUUCCUCCCAUGAUGAACGUCCUUUGUCAUUUCUUCCCAAAUGUUUCAGUGAAGUGAAAGUAUCCACAUGGAUUCGGAUGGACUAGACCUUCCACGCAGAUAAAGAACGUCAAAGAAAAAUCAUUUUGCAUGUAACAAUGUCUCUCCAGGUUAUUUUCUGACUAUCGUGUAUUCCCAAACUAUAUCAGUGUUGCAGUCGACAGUUGUUAAAAAAAAAAAGAAAUUAAAAAAUUAAUGCUAGAAUAGUUUUGACUUAUUUGAUUACAGCUAACUGAAGUCAUUUGUGUCACUCCAGAAGAUAACAACAUCCGUAUCGUUUCCCGAUGCGCGCGCAGUAGUUUGCCAGAUCUUUAGCGUGCACAUUAAAUCUGUGGGAGGGGAGGUAGAGCGGGCGUGAGGAAGGACGAGCCCCGUCAUCUUGAAUUUAGAGCAAUGAUGGACAGACCUCUGUGGGUAGAACGAGUUGGAACUCUCUUAUCUCCGUUCAGAAAAUACUACUGUCGUCAAUGUUCAAGUUAUCGAGGCACCACCUUCUGAAAAAAUACCAUUCAUAAAGGGUUUAUACUACGUAACCAAUUUGAUUCAUUGAUAAAGUUAAUUCAUUGUUAAAUGCAGAACCACAAAGUGGACAUGGUAUAAUUUUUUCUCCUGCCGUUAUCUCGAGAUCAUCAGUUAAUUACUUCGUAAUGUCGAGAAAACAAACAUUGUCAUUUCGAGACAAUGAGGUGAUUAUCUUUUUAUAUACAGUCUUAUAAUAUUGUAUUUUUUUAUAGGCAGGCUUCUUUACGAGCUCGAUCCGGGCCGAUUACAUUAGUGUUAGUAAGAAACAUAAAAGUAUCAAAGUAUUUUUUUCUCUCCAGGAAACUAAUCGAUUACCUUGUUGGAAAGUUUGUUUUUCUCUAAAACUUGUGGUCUCCAGAUAACGGCAUUCAAAUAACUGCUAGCGUGGCGGUCUCGACUUCCGUAGAUUAAAUGCAUUAACUACUGAAAAGUAAUAAGCUUUACACAUCAAUAAUAAGUCAUUCAUAAGAAAAAAGCUCCAGAUCAGAGUCCAAUCGACGUUUGCUCUGCACUCGCACAAGCUUUUUGAGUGAACUGUUGUUUAUCAAGAGCUUAUAACUGAUGUAUGAAGCAUUAGUAAAGUAUUUGUUACCAUUAAUGAAGCCAUUAGUUAGCACAUGUAAACCCUUUAUAAGGGGUGCCUCGUUAGACAGUAUUUGCCAUGAUCCAAAACGUAUUCAGCCGGCUUAAUGUACUGUAGGCUGCUCUAAAAUGUAUAAUUUGAGAUUGACUCUAAAUCUUUCAACUAUACAGCAUUUAAUAUCCAGCGUAAUUUAAGUUGCUAUGGAGUCACAAAAGUGCCAAUACUGCGUGGUCAUUACAUUUAAAAUUAGUUUUAUAUCAAAAUUAAAUGGUCCCAUUACAACGCCCACAGUUGACCAACCUCAAACUUCUGUCUUUACCAGCCACUUGUAAAGGAAUAAUGUUAAAAAUGGCAGCCGAGAAGAAAUGGUCCCCAAAAUGAUUUCCGAUCAGAGUGUUCUCAGUUACAGCCCACCAGUUCCUUUCAGGCGACUGAUCAAUCAUAAAAAAUCCUGUCCAGAUUCCGUGUGAGGUGCUUUGUCACAUGCCAUCGAUGCCUACCGUUUCUUUUCUUUUCUCUCUCUCUCUCUCUCCCUUUUUCGUUUUAAGCGGUGGGCUCGACUCGCCCACUAAACUUUCAACGUGACUUUGAUUUCUCUGACCGAUGCUUGUUUACAUUUAGACAGAUUUCUGGCCCUAGUAGCGUGUCUUUUCAUGUCAAGUUGUGUCAUCUUACUCCCAGCAUGCAUUUCACCUCUAUUUCCACUGUACAGUACAAAGGCAUGGCGGUAUACUGCUGGGUGUAAAUAGCAAAUCCAUCUAUGGGGGGAACCUGAUGUAAGUCGAUGAAGAGGCUCUGAAAGGGAGGCGACGUUUUACGGGUGUGUAGGUAGCAAAAAGCAACGAGAAAAACAAAUGUAAAUAGCCUGUAAAUAAUGAUAAUUAUUAUUAUAACUACUGCUCGGUGUCUGCAGUUACAUCGAAGGUGCAUUCCUGCUCCCCUCUGAUAUUUACAUAAUCAUCUACUGCUUUCUCUCUGCCUCCGACCGGGACUGAAUUAUCAUAGGUAUGUCGAGAUGAAAAAAGCCGGCUGUUUCCGGGCUCAAUUUCCCGGAGACGCUCCUGUUUCUCACUCACUCAAGGCCCACUUCGGGAGGUGGAAUGAAAGGGAGGACUGCUCCUUAUUUUAUUACGCAUUCUGUUUCUAAGUAGACAAAACCCUAUCGAUGUAAAACUAGUACUGUGAUCAUGUUGAGAAACGCAAAAUAAAACGAUAUA
Molecule: messenger RNA, 8109 nt
Organism: Anoplopoma fimbria (sablefish)
Lineage: Eukaryota; Metazoa; Chordata; Actinopteri; Perciformes; Anoplopomatidae
Gene: iqsec1b
Product: IQ motif and Sec7 domain ArfGEF 1b
Biological process (GO): actin cytoskeleton organization; regulation of ARF protein signal transduction
Molecular function (GO): guanyl-nucleotide exchange factor activity; protein binding
Source: RefSeq, a predicted model, not a curated record